UUAAAUAAACAUAUUAUAUAAACUCCAAAUUUUAUCUCUGAAAGUAACAACAGUGUAUAUGUUAACGAAAUCGGUACACAAAUAUGAUCACGGUAUAAUUAUUCUAAUGAGGUAACCUUAGUUUAAGUUAUAAUGGAAGAAAAUACUCAAGAAAAAAAAUGUCUGAAGGUUUUUCAAACAAAUAGAGAUAAAAUAAGAAAACACUGGGAUAAAACAGAAUCAGAGGUGGAGGAAAUUUUGACAGAACUUAGAGAAUGGACAAAAAGCCAAAAUUUUCCAGAAAUGCCAACUGAUAGUAUGCUUGAAUUCUUUGUUACAAAUAAUAAAUAUAAUAUAAAAAGAACCCAGGAUAAUAUUAAAUCGUAUUAUGGCGUACGAAAAAAUGUACCGGAAUUUUUCAAAAAUUCACAUCCUAGAUUACCUGAAAUGCAAGAAUGUUGGGACAUGGGGGUUUACAUUCCUCUAGCUAUACCACACGAAGGUCUUUAUAGAGUAUCUAUUGUUAAACUAUUACCAUAUACCUCAAAAUUUCAUGCCAAUAGAUAUCAUGCGCAUUUAGCAAAUCUAUUCGAAAUACGGAUUUGUGAAGAUUUAUCAGUUAGUGAGAUACUUAUUGUCGACUACAGAAAUCUGCAAUGGGGCCAUGUCUUUAAAAUAUCUCCUUUUGUUAUACACAGAAUGGCAACAGUAGUUGAGAGCAUGUCAAGGACCAGAUUACAAGAAAUCCACUUUGUUGAGCCUCCAUCAUCGAUAAAUAUAUUGAUAACCAUUGCGAAGACCUUUUUAAAGAAAAAAAUUGCUGACAGAAUAAGAAUACAUAAUUCUAUGGAAACUUUAAUCGAUUAUGUACCCAAAAAUAUAUUACCUGAAGACUAUGGUGGUGAAGACAAACCUUUAAGUGAGUUAAUCGAUCUAUGGAAAGAAAAACUUAUGGAAUAUAAUGAACGAUUUGAUAUGCUUCAAGAAUAUUCCACGAAAGAUGCUUAGUAAUUUAUUUAUAGUCAAAUUUAAAUUUUAUUUUUGAUGUGUGAAACAAUAUUUUUUAUAUUUUGUAUAUUUUGGUAAUAAACUAUUGAAUUAU
Messenger RNA from Diabrotica balteata, 1081 nucleotides. Lineage: Eukaryota; Metazoa; Arthropoda; Insecta; Coleoptera; Chrysomelidae. The record is from the annotation of a GenBank genome assembly.